AUGCUUUCAGUUGAAAAUGUAAAUAAUACAAGCGAUGAAAAUGAUCACAGCUUUAUUGUUAAUGAGAAUAACCUAUCAAAUCCAGACGAUUUAAUAUUAAUAUUAUCAAGUAAGAGCCGUACUGAAACUAGUAAAACUCUAUUGACUCCAGAAUCCAAAGAACUAAAUGAAACACCCUGUUUGUCCAUGCAUGAACAUAACAAGCCCGAAUGUUUAUUAAACCAAAAUGAUCACAGAUUCACUGUUAAUAAAGAUAAUCUAACAAAUCCAGACAAUCUUAUAUUACUAAAUAACAGCAGCACAGAAACGAGUAAAACUCUAUUGUCUACAGAAUCGGAAGAAAUAAAUGAUACACCACGUUUGCCAAUGGUUGAACAUAACAGUCUUCCUAAACAAAGUAUUGUUCCUGAAAAUGAUCCUGCCAAUUGGAUAAAAAAUCAAGAAACGAUAGAUUAUUUAUCAAUCAAUGGAUUUAACCAAAAUUUAGAGAACAAUAAUUUCCAAAAGUCAAAAAGAAUUUACACUCAAAUAAUUGGUGGGGUAAGACGUACUCGUUUUCGAUAUAUGUCAAAAAGUAUAUUUAUAUCUACUCUUGUUAAUGGUGAAAAAAUUAACCGAACAUUUUUGAUUUACUCAGAAAGUAAAGGAUCAAUAUUUUGUGCUCCCUGCUAUAUAUUUGGUGGCACUACAUCGUUUGCCACAGUUGGUUUUUCAGAUUGGAAAAAAGGAGAAGAAAAAAUCAAGCGUCAUGAAAAUUCACAACACCACAAAUUGUGUGUAAUGAAUAUGAAAGAAAGAAAAGAAGUAUUAAAUCGAGUUGAUCAAAAGCUAAAGUAUCAAGUAGAAACAGAAAUAAAUUAUUGGAAAAAUGUAUUGACAAGAGUUGUAGCUGUUGUGAAAUCCCUUUCUUCUCGUGGAAUGUCUUUUAGAGGUGAUGAUGACCGUUUUGGAUCUGUUCAUAAUGGGAACUUUAUGAUGAGCUUAGAGCUUAUUGCUCAGUUUGAUCCUUUUUUAGCACAACACAUUUAG
Messenger RNA from Hydra vulgaris (swiftwater hydra), 1029 nucleotides. Its product is annotated as zinc finger MYM-type protein 5-like. NCBI's taxonomy places the organism in Eukaryota, Metazoa, Cnidaria, Hydrozoa, Anthoathecata, Hydridae. The record is from RefSeq and is a predicted model, not a curated record.